AUGGCGAGCGUGGACAAGACCAUCCCACCCAAAGAUGAAGAAGUAAACAGCGAUUCGGUAAAUUCCCCAAUUUCGGAGCCCCGGAAAAUCAAAUGGUACCGGUCGACAUUCUACAAUGCGCUCAUUCUUGGCCUCUGCAACUUUUUGGCUCCUGGCAUCUGGGGCGCGAUGAAUUCGCUAGGUGGAGGAGGCGAAGAAAAACCAUACCUCGUCAACGCAGCGAACGCAUUGACAUUUGGGUUGAUGGUGGUGUCCUGUUUUCUCUCAAGUGUUGUUGUUCGCAUCAUCGGAAUCAAAUGGACGCUGAUCGUCGGGACAAUGGGAUACGCACCCUAUGCGGCUGGGCUGUAUAUCAACAACCGGUUUGGCCAGGAAUGGCUAAUAAUCCUGGGGGCCGCGCUUUGCGGCCUGUCUGCGGGAAUUUUCUGGGCAGCUGAGGCAGCUAUUGCGCUCUCAUACCCCGAGCCAUACAACCAGGGGCGAUUCCUGGGGUUUUGGCUCAGCUUUCGCGUUGGAGGUCAAAUCCUGGGCGGCGUGAUCAGCCUGGCGAUCAACGCCCAUCGUUCUACCGCAGGAAGCAUCUCCUAUACCGUCUACCUGGUCUUCAUUGCGCUCCAGGCCCUCGGGCCAUUCGCCGGGCUGCUCUUGAAUAACCCAUCCCAGGUCCAGCGCAAGGAUGGAAUACCCGUCCAGCUCCAGGUCACUAACAGCGUGUGGUUCGAGUUGAUGAGUACGGCAAAACUCUUCAUCAGUCGCAAGUUCGUUUGCAUCAUUCCCCUCAUUUAUCAGGCAGUCUAUACCGAGGCGGUGAUGUUCACUUAUGAAGGUCUGUGGUUCACGGUGCGCGCGAGAGCGCUUGGCUCGUUCCUGGCGGGCGUGAUUGCCUUGGUUAUUGGGAACGUUCUUGGUGCGUUUCUGGAUAACAAGUCCAUUUCCCUGAAGACGAGAACUCGGUCUGCCUUUUUCUUUGUCAUCGCCUGGCAAGGAAUGUGUUGGACCUGGGCGUCGAUCGUGACAACCGAGUUCCAGAAAACGAAUCCGGUGUUCGACUGGGUUGACCCAGGCUUUGGGAAGGCUUUUGCCCUCUUCUUGUUUUGGGUUGUGGGGUUCCAGAUCAACUAUAUGUACCUGUUCUUUUUGGUCGGCAAUCUGGCUGACGACCAUGAAGAGGUGGUGCGGAUUGCAGGCCUGUUGCGUGGGACCGAGUCUGCGGCUCAGACUGUCAGCUAUGGCCUGAGCAGCGUGUCCAUCAUGGCCUCGGUGGGGGAUGUAUACCUCAAUUUUGGCCUGUGGGCCGUUGCGAUCUUUCCUGCAUGGCUCAUCAUUAGAGAGGUUGGCAAGAAGUUUGGGGACAAAAAGAUUGAUAGAGAAACCCGUGCUACACGA
This is a messenger RNA of Penicillium alfredii, 1386 nucleotides long. RefSeq names its product DUF895 domain membrane protein. The annotation marks the transcript as partial. The record is from RefSeq and is a predicted model, not a curated record. The transcript is spliced from 4 exons. NCBI's taxonomy places the organism in Eukaryota, Fungi, Ascomycota, Eurotiomycetes, Eurotiales, Aspergillaceae.